This is a messenger RNA of Spirodela intermedia, 999 nucleotides long. Lineage: Eukaryota; Viridiplantae; Streptophyta; Magnoliopsida; Alismatales; Araceae. The record is from the annotation of a GenBank genome assembly.
AUGGGGGUGCGCACCACGUUCCGCCCCGCCGUGGCGGCGGCGGCGGCGGUGCUGCUGCUCCUGGCGGCAGCGGUGCCAGUGGCGGAGGGGAGGCUGACGGUGGACUACUACGCGCGGACGUGCCCGAAGGCGGCGGACAUCGUGGCGGAGACGGUGAUGAACAAACAGAUCGCCAGCCCGACGACGGCGGCGGGCACCAUCCGGCUCUUCUUCCACGACUGCUUCCUGGACGGGUGCGACGCCUCCGUGCUCGUCUCCUCCAACGCCUUCAACCGCGCCGAGCGCGACGCCGACAUCAACCUCUCCCUCCCCGGGGACGCCUUCGACGCCGUGGUGCGGGCGAAGACGGCCCUCGAGCUGGCCUGCCCGGGGAUCGUCUCCUGCUCCGACAUCCUCGCCCUCGCCGCCCGCGACCUGCUCUCCAUGCUCGGCGGUCCCUUCUACGCCGUUCGCCUCGGCCGCAAGGACAGCUUCGUCUCCCGCGCGGACGCCGUCGAGGGCCACCUCCCCCACUCCAACAGCUCCGUCUCCCAGCUGAUCGCCCUCUUCGCCGAGAGGGGCUUCUCCCCCAGGGACCUCGUGGCCCUCUCCGGCGCCCACACCGUCGGUUUCGCCCACUGCAAAGAGUUCGCCGGCCGGUUCGGCCCGCAGCCCGACCCCGCCGCCGACCCCCAGUUCGCGGAGACCAUGAGAAGGGCCUGCGCCGGCUACGCCGACCGCCCCACCAUCGCCGUCUUCAACGACGUGAUGACGCCGAACAAGUUCGACAACAUGUACUUCAGGAAUCUCCGGCGGGGGAUGGGCCUCCUCGCCACCGACCAGGCGCUGGCCGCGGACCGCCGCACCCGCCGCUACGUCCGGCUCUAUGCCGCCAACCAGACCGCCUUCUUCCAGGACUUCGUCCACGCCAUGGAGAAACUGAGCGUCUACGGCGUCAAGACCGGCCGCAAGGGCGAGGUCCGCCGUCGCUGCGACGAGUUCAACUCCCUCCUCGUCUGA